Messenger RNA from Zasmidium cellare ATCC 36951, 438 nucleotides. RefSeq lists its product as uncharacterized. Gene Ontology annotation, cellular component: intracellular membrane-bounded organelle. Bases 1 to 438 code for a protein of 145 amino acids. The record is from RefSeq and is a predicted model, not a curated record. The transcript is spliced from 2 exons. Gene Ontology annotation, biological process: vesicle-mediated transport. Lineage: Eukaryota; Fungi; Ascomycota; Dothideomycetes; Mycosphaerellales; Mycosphaerellaceae.
AUGGUCUACUGCAACGGCAGAUACUAUCCCUACCAACGAUACUGCCGCUCCUCACGCUGGAACGGCUGGGGAAGAUGGGUGCUCCUAGGCGUGAUCAUCGCCUUCGCAAUCCUCGUCUUCAUCCUAUUCGCCUGCUUCACCGCCCGCCGCCGCCGCCGCAUCGGCCGCAAACCCUUCAUGGGCACAGGCUGGGCCGCUGGACCGAAUAACAACCAAGCACCGCAGCAACAACCGAUGCAGUACAACUCCGGUGGGCAGUACAGCUCUCCAGGUUACCAAAACAAGCCCAGCGAUAUGGAGCAGGGCGGUGCUGCGCAGAGUUAUUACCAGCCGCAGUAUAGCCAGCCUCCCGGGUAUGGACAGCAGACGGCUGCGCCGGGGACGUAUCAACCGCCGACUCAGCCGCCGCCGGCUGCGAACCCGGGUGGGUGGAGGUGA